CUAAUGUCUCAGAAUCAGCAUCAAGCCAUGCCAAACCAUUAUCAAAAUGUAAAAUCUUUCAAAUUUGUUCUCCAACUUCCAACCACCGAAACUUUUCCCAUAUUCCUUCGUCUUUAAAACAUGAGACAAGCCAACGAAGCCGGAGACUUUUUCUCUCUCACCGUCGAGCUAAGUGUCCCGAAAAUAUAAUUUCCAUGUGAAAUUAAGUCCGACGUUCCACGUACCCAUUCUCUUUGUGCCGCUGUCGCAAUUUGCCAUGCAAAGAAGGGAUUUUCCAGUUCCAUUGGCCUCAUGAGCUGCAUUCUCGAAGCACUGUCAGUCAGUCGGUCCGUUCAGGUGGUUGUUAAGUAUGUACACGUACCAGUUCACUUUAUCUGAUUCGCCCCCAGUUAUGUAUUACUUAGUCUUCUCCUUUGUUUCACGCAAACAGUCCCAACGUGAUGUAAAUGAAAAUUCGCGAGAGCUGGUUAUGUUGGGCUUGGAAUUAUGAGUGGCUGUUGAUGCCGAGUGGCUUCGAGGGCCCCAAGAGUGCUUUAAAUUACACACCACAAUGAAUUUUAUUGGAUUUAAUAACAAAUUUGUGUACAUAUCUUUAAAAAACAACAACAGUAAUAUAAAACAAUGAUGAGACGUUGUAAGAAAUGUUUUGGAAGUCCUUUGAACCAUCAAGACAAUGGUUUAAUUAAUUCAAAACAUCCUAGUAAUAAGUCAUAAUUGAAAUUCCUGAAUAUUUUACCCCUUGUGAGUGGUGUAAACGAAAACAACCUUGUCUGGACCACCUGAUAGACACACAAAGCCCCUUUCCACAAAUCCCAUUCAAAAUUAAUCUAACAAUUGGCCCCCAAACUUAAUUAACUCGACGCACAGACAAGCGGGACACAGCAUCAACUUAUCUAUCAAUCCGGGAUGAUCGAUAAAUGGGAGAUACCAGUGUCGAACCGAACACAACUGAUUAUGCAUGCGUCCUUGCGACACACUCUGUAGUUUUGCCUGUCGCUUUUAUUGCCGUUGAGGUAGUCUUGUUGCGCACAGUACGGAACAGCACGGAACAGUACCUCCGGUACUGUCUGUCAACGCGGUACGGAUCGUACUCGCGGCCGCACUCGGUAAUGUGUGUGACAGUGAAUCAUGGGGAAAAGCUCGAGCAAACCAAAGAAGAGGCACAGCAUUUAUAGCUUGCAGUUCAACAGAUUCGGUUCCUUACCUCUGCGAGGCAAGAACAAGAAGGACAAUGUCUUCGAACCGAAACGCACGAAGCACAAGGACAUCAACGUGUGGCUCAAGGACCUGGAGUUGGAGCAGUACAAGCCCAACUUCGAUAAGUUCCAGGGCGUCGAGGACCUGCUCGAGUUCUCCGAGUCGGACAUCAAAAACUUGGGGGUGAAGAACUCGUCGCACCGGGCCAGGAUCAUUAGCAGUCUGACUUGUCUCAGAGCUAAGUACCAUGAGAACUUCAAGAGGGCCCCGGUCAGGCAUAGUGUGGCGGUGGACAGCGGGAACAAGAUCAAAAGGGACAGCGAUUUCUUGACGGAACUGAGGACAGCGAGUGAUGUUAACCAGAGCAAGAGUCUGAGCAACUUAAGAAUGGAACCAACAGCAGACCCCACCAUGAACUCUGCGGAGCUGAAGAAGGCCCUCGAAUGGGAGCUGUCGCUGGACAGCCGGGACCUGCGCUCCCACGCCUGGUACCACGGCGCCAUCCCCCGACCCCGUGCCGAGGAGAUCGUGCGCGAAGAGGGCGGCUUCCUGGUGCGCGACUGCACCUCCCAGCCGGGCAACUACGUGCUGACCUGCAGGACCAAGUCGCACGCCCUCCACUUCGUCAUCCACAAGAUCAUCCUGCAGCCGGACACCGUGUACGAACGGGUCCAGUUCCAGUUCGAGGACGAGCCCUUCGACACGGUGCCCGAUCUCAUUACGUUUUACGUCGGAUCGGGCAAACCCAUAACGAUGGCGUCGCAGGCCAAGAUCCAGAUACCGAAGAACAGGAUGUAUCCGUUGUCGUUCUACGCGUCCAAGUAUCCGACGCCGUUGCCGCAGAGCAGGCUCAACUCGCCGGCGACGACGCCCUCGGGUACCAUGCAGUACAGGCACAGCCCCCUGCAGCCCUACAAGCCCUCCGCGUCGCCCACCAGGCCCUCCAGAGAUGCACCUCCCAGGCUACCCUCAAAAAAACAAAGGUCUCAGUCUCUGACGCCUUCGGAAGUGAACAGGGUGUCGCAGGAAAAAUGCAACAGCGCCGACGGCGUCAUCCAAUCGCCCCUGAUGACCAGAUCGGCGGGUGCCGACGCCAUCGGCGCCUCCCUCAAGUUCUCCACGCACUCGUUGCCUCGCACCACCCACAACAAACUAUCCCUCUCGACCAGUUCCAGCACCUUGGGCAGGAACUGCCGACUGACCAGCGACCCAACCCUCUCACCGUGCGCAGAAAGAAGAUACUUCGGCGACCAAGAUUCCGGACUGUCCGAGUCGCCACCCCCAAAACCCUCAAGGCUUCCCAUGUUGGUGAGGACGGAGUCGAAGGACUCAGACAUGACGGACGGAGGCGGAAGACACACAAGCCUGGACGGCAGCGGUAGCGGCGUCUUUCUCCCUACUCACGGCAGCCUCCAACGGAUCACCUCUUAUCACGCUUCCGGCUCCGACUCCGGCAACGGUUCCGGCGACUCGGCACUCAGUUCACAGACCGGGGACACCGCAGACAUCGGUCCAAAGAGUUCCGGUGUGAUAAUAAAAAAUCCUCGCUACAACAUGAGUACAUCCGAGUCUUCCACAACCUUGAAGAACUUCCAGUUCGACUACAUGGAAGCCGAGAGCCGGUUAAUGGAUUUGUAUCCGUCCGAUGCGUUGUUGUUGCCGUCACGUUUCGACUUGGACAACUUCCAGACGUUGCUCCUGCCCGUAAACGAGAACAAACCGCUGGAUGCGCAGGCUUUAAGGCGGAUCAAGAUGACGCUGAAGGAGUCCGGGUCGAGGAUUCUGGCUAAUCACUUAACUCGAACGGACCUAGAUCUGAUCUUCUCGAAGGAGGAGUUUAACUGGGGGCCUCAGAUCACAACUAAAACGUGCAAUGGUAUUGAUCUUUGUUGUCUGCCUCACGGACAUCAAUUUAGGAUUGAUUUAAUUGAAAGGACAAUUUGUCUGAAGCUUCUGGUAGCUAUAACGAUCCUGACAUGUACAGACACGACUGAAAGAACGGAAACGCUCAAUAAAUGGAUUGAAAUAGCCAUCGACACGAAGACUGCACUAGGAAAUUUAUUUGGAUUCUGUGGGAUCAUGCUAGGAUUAUGUACACCUCAGAUAGAGGCUUUAGAAACGACAUGGCACAUGCUGAGGCAAAAAUACACCGAUUCUGCCUUUAACUUCGAAGCGAAGCUGCGACCGACACUGAAGAACAUGAACAGUUGCUCAAAUCCCCAAGCACCGAACACCACGAUACCACACUUGCUGCCAUUAAUUUUACUACUAGAACGUAAUCUGAGCGACUUUUUGAACCCAGGCGACCAGUCAUUGCUGGCGCAGUCUUGUUUGGGUCCUUGGGAAACAAACACGCAGGACUUCGGACUGACCACGCUGUUGCUUCAUAUGCAAUCGGCGAGGAAGUACAUGAGCUCCAGCCCCAACUACCAGAGGAAUGCGGAAAUUGUUUUGGGGGAGGCCAGGAUGGAUGAACUAACGUUGGAUAUAUUCAAAACGGAGUUCCAACUUAAGUUUUUAUGGGGUAGUAGGGGUGCGUACGCUCCUUCUGUCGAAAGGCACUCAAAAUUUGACCAAGUUCUUAACAUAAUGGCUCAGAAGUAUACUUUGAAAGAAGAGACCGAAGUGUAACGAUUUUUUACUAAACAAACUUCAAUAUUGUGAUCACAUGUAUAUACUACCUACUUUUAUAAUUUGUACAUUAUAAUUAUAAUAAAAUUAAAUCACGACAAAUUUAAUAUAGUUGUGUGGCGUAUUCUAGUUUCAUUUUGUAAAUAUGCGAACGCUAGUGGAUUUUCACAACUCUUUGAGGUCCUAUUAAUUUUUUACAUAUCAAAAUCAAAACAAGUUUAUUUUGAGAUUUUUGAGAGAACAACCAAAAUUAACCUCUUUACAACACCAAGACGUUUGGUUAUAUUUAGAAUCGUGUAAAAAAUAAGCUUUAAAACAAUUGUAAUUAGUAGUUCUUAGAAUUUUAUAAAAAGGGUGCUCAUUUACAAGGACGUUAAAUAGACUUUAUGGUCUAAUCAAAUCAAAACUAUGCAUUUUGUUUCGAAUGAACUGCUGCACAUUCUUUUGGUCUCGAUUUCCUCUCACAUAAUAAACAACGAUGUAACAACCUACAGAAGCCAAGACUGAAAUUGUGUUCGAUUAAUCAUGCCUAAACCGACAGUUCAGAUUAACCAUCAACAGGAUGUGUAGCAGGGCAAUAUUUUUGACAAUACAAUAACGAAGACUGCCUGUUAACGUUGCUUUUUAAUAUUGUACCACUGAACCAGACGAAAAACCAGAGAUUGAUGUGUCAACACCACUGAUAAAGUGGUGUCUAUAUUGAGCAGCUGGCCUAUUGUUUUAACAAGAAAACAUACAGGGAAAUUUAAUCUUAUAAUAUAACAUCAUUAUUAGAUACUUAAUUGUUUAGGAAAUUAGCUGGUAAUGCUGAUGUAGUUCCUAAGAAAGAGUAAAACUUAGCAGCUUCUUGAUAUUGAAAUUUUGCGCUCAAUUUUCCGUGUAAUUAUGUGCAAUAAUCGGAGUUUUGUUUAAAAGAUAAUGAAUUCGGUUCCAUUAUGGAGACUGAAUAAAUUUUUGGCGAGUAUACAAUAUUGUAGGAUUUGCUUCUUAUCCAACUGAAUUCAUUAUUUCAGGAGAACGUUCAUUUCGACUAUUUAUUGUGAUGUUGAUUGUACAUUAAAUGUAAGAAAAAUAUCUAUUGAAGUAUUUAAACAUGUAAUUAUACAGAAUGUAGUAGAUUUUAUUAAUUUAUCAACGGGUCUAUUCACUGUCAGUUAUUUGUAGAAAAAUUAUUAACGAAAAAUAUGUAUAGUAGAAUUUAUGUAACUCACAGUGUUGAAAUUCAUAUAUCAUAAAAGAAAUAAAUCAUAACAAAUCUA
Molecule: messenger RNA, 5087 nt
Organism: Aethina tumida (small hive beetle)
Lineage: Eukaryota; Metazoa; Arthropoda; Insecta; Coleoptera; Nitidulidae
Product: breast cancer anti-estrogen resistance protein 3
Exons: 11
Coding region: 1129-3828 (899 amino acids)
Biological process (GO): positive regulation of peptidyl-serine phosphorylation; small GTPase-mediated signal transduction
Molecular function (GO): phosphotyrosine residue binding; guanyl-nucleotide exchange factor activity
Source: RefSeq, a predicted model, not a curated record